Molecule: messenger RNA, 2310 nt
Organism: Drosophila pseudoobscura
Lineage: Eukaryota; Metazoa; Arthropoda; Insecta; Diptera; Drosophilidae
Product: loricrin
Exons: 2
Coding region: 1029-2075 (348 amino acids)
Source: RefSeq, a predicted model, not a curated record
UUUAAAGCUUUUUAAGAGAGCUCAAGUACAGCUUUUGAUGUAUGUUUGGAGUCACUUUUUCUGUAUCUUUUUGGGGCAAGAAAGUUGAGAAGAAAGGUUAAAAGAAUCUGAAAAAUAUUCGUAUUGUAACUGAAAAGAUCGAAGAAGUUCAGAGGGGUCGUAUGUUUUGGGAAAUUCAUCUCGAUUAUAUGUAUAUAAGUAUGCGUCCGGUCUUAAGGAUUUGUAUAGAUUGCCUAUGAAGAUAUUAAAGAUCCUGGAUUUAGUGAUUUAGUUCGGAGUAGUAUUCCUCUCGAUGAGCUUGAGAUCACGUGGCCAUUCAGAUGGAUGUUCUAAAGGAAAACUUUGGUGGCUUCUUCUGAUCAUGAUCAUUUGGUAUGAAAAUUGAAUCGCUUCCACAACUCUCUACCUUCCAUGAGACGCCCUCGUCGUCAUUUAGGGAUUGAGAAAGUCUGACCUGACCCGCACUGACCUUUCCUACUCGUUCGCGGUCCGAGACUGCAAUACCUGGCGGGGGCCGGGCCCAGGGCCGGGGGCCAUCAUUAGGUCGGUAAGAGCCCCGACGCCGAUUCGUUCAUGCCUGGCGGAUCAAUAACCAGAGACGUUGGUUUUGGCCUAAUUAUGGAAAUGCGCUUGCCUUUUGGGUUGAACUCAUUUGCAUUUCCCACUGGUUACUGGUUUGUUGUCGCAACUUCUUCUAAUCCGUAUGCUCCAUAUGCUCCAGAGGAGCCCGAAGAGAACGGGGCAGGUGUGGGGGAUGCCCAUGUCGAUGACGAAAGCAAGACGAGCCACCGAAUGCUGCAGGCGAAAGCCGGAGACGAAGACAAAGAUGGAGAUGGAGCAUCAUCGGGUGAUCGUCUCGUAACCAUCUGCUCUGCCAGCCCUUGGAUCUCUGCGGUCAGAGAGCGAUCGAGCGGAGAUCUGUAUAAAAGCCACCGACUGCAGGCAGUUGGUCAUCAGUUAACUCAACGCUUUCUUCGGCUUCGUGAAGUUCCACAGUUUUCGUCCCCCCAAGCAAGAAACUUCCAGCAAUGAAGAUCUUCGUGUGUCUCCUGGCUGCUUUGGUCGCCACCAGCUCGGCUGGCUUCAUCGGCGGCGGCUCCGGCGGUGGCGGCGGCGGUGGUGGAGGCUACAGUUAUGGCGUUGGCGGAGGUGGUGGCGGUGGUGGCCAUCAGGAGGUGAAGACCAUCAAGGUCAUCCACCAGGAGGGCGGCGGACACGGCGGCGGCUACUCUGGCGGACACGGCGGCGGCUACUCCGGCGGCGGCUACUCCGGCGGACACCAGGAGGUGAAGACCAUCAAGGUCAUCCACCAGGAGAGCGGCGGACACGGCGGUGGUUUCUCUGGCGGUCACGGCGGUGGCUAUUCUGGCGGACACGGUGGCGGCUACUCCGGCGGACACCAGGAGAUCAAGACCGUCAAGGUCAUCCACGAAGAGGGUCUUGCUCUGGGCGGCGGCGGCGGUUAUGCCGGCGGACUCGACCACGGAUACGGCGGACAUGGACACGGACACGAGGAGGUCAAGACCAUCAAGGUUAUCCACCAGGAGGGCGGCGCCCACGGACAUGGCGGCGGUUUCUCCGGCGGACACGGCGGUGGUUACUCCGGCGGACACCAGGAGGUGAAGACUGUUAAGGUCAUCCACCAGGAGGCUGGUGGUCUCGGUGGUUUCUCCGGCGGACAUGGCGGCGGUUAUUCCGGCGGUCAUGGCGGCGGCUACUCCGGCGGACACCAGGAGAUCAAGACUGUGAAGGUGAUCCAUGAGGAGGGUCUUGCUCUGGGCGGCGGCGGUGGCUAUUCCGGCGGACACGACCACGGAUUCGGAGGACAUGGACACGGACACGAGGAGGUGAAGACCAUUAAGGUUAUCCACGAAGAGGGCGGUCACAGCCACGAUCACGGACACUCCCACGGCGGCUUCGCUGGCGGUCAGGAGGAGAUCAAGACCAUCCAGGUGAUCCACGAAGAGGGACACUCGCACGGACACGGUGCGGCUCCUCUGAGCAACGAGUACCUGCCACCUGUGUUGUCGGCUCCCCAGCCCGGCUACCUGCCCCCAUCCGGUGGCUGGAAAUAAAUCUCUCCCUCGCGCGCCCUCUCUGUGAUUCGGCCUGUGUCAUAGCCCCCGAACUGAUCCCGAACUAAUCCCGAAGUCCCCCAUCCCCCCUCCACCUCCCUUGUUAAGUAGUUUUAGACAUUUUUUUCUUCCCAUUUGUUAUUUUUUUACACUGUUCUACGAAUAUCCAUUGUACCUCUCACUUUAGUUGUAAAUCGUUCCCACAAGGAGAAAAUAAAUCAUCUGUAAAUUAUAA